AUGUCGCCACCCACAUAUCCAGCGGCCUUUCUGGCGGAGGAUCGUCGCCAGCCGGCGAUCAUCGGCAUGGUCACUGUCACAGUUCUCUCGUUCAUUGUUGUGUGCGUUCGUCUAUAUGCUCGAGGUUAUUUGAUUCAUGAACUAGGACGGGAUGAUGUUGCAAUUGUGCUUGCGCAGUUGGUCAGUUGGAUAGUCUUGGGCCUAUCGUCGAUGGUCAUCCAAUAUGGCUCUGGUCGACAUCUCGCGGCAUUGAUGAAGACCCCAGACACGUUGGUCCAUAUGUACAAGUGGCUCGUCGGGGCUCAACUCGUUUAUAUGUUCAAUCUUUGGCUGUGCCGGAUCUCAGGUCUUGCCUUCUAUGCUCGUCUCAACAAUAUGCCGCGAUUCACCCUUUAUCUUGGUAUAUCCUUCGUGUUUGUAACGGCUGUGUACGUGGCGCAAACACUGAUCAUUGCUCUGCAGUGUGUGCCUCUCGCUGCGCUGUGGGGUGGUGCAGAGGGUAAAUGCAUAGGAUCGGAGGCUGUAUUUAUUUCGACUUCUGGCCUCACCAUCGCUUGUGAUUUGCUUAUAUUGCUGUUGCCAAUGAGGAUUAUUUUUUCGCUGCAAGCAAAGCUAGCAAUAAGGAUAGCGCUGGCGGUUGUACUUUGCAUGGGUAUUUUAACAUCCAUUCUUCGAAUGGUAUCCAUGAUUGUCGCCCUUCAAAAUCCGGAAGAUGCAACGUGGUACUUCUCUGUUGUGAUGGCAUGGUCUUGCACAGAAAUCAGUACCGCCAUCAUUGCUCUUUCUAUUCCGGCGUUGCGCACUUUAUUCGGAAUCUUAGAGCAGAACCGCUCGACGAAAGACCAGGAUGACUCAAAUGAUACGGUAUCCAUUGGUCUUCGAUCGAUUCCUUGGCCAGCAAAGCGACGAGUAUUCGAGGGUUCUCAUGUUUAUGCGACAAAGACGACAGCUGAAGUCGACCCUGAACGAAAUCCAAGUCAGGAGGCACUUUGGGACACCAAGGAUAUGCAUGAAAUUCGAAUUAUCGACACGGUUCACGUGGAUUAUGACAGGCCACGAUUCAUUUAG
This is a messenger RNA of Penicillium paradoxum, 1068 nucleotides long. RefSeq lists its product as uncharacterized. NCBI's taxonomy places the organism in Eukaryota, Fungi, Ascomycota, Eurotiomycetes, Eurotiales, Aspergillaceae. Bases 1 to 1068 code for a protein of 355 amino acids. The record is from RefSeq and is a predicted model, not a curated record. The transcript has 3 exons.